AUGUCGUCGCCGCGAGCACUAACGGCGCUGGCGCGCUCGCGGCCUACCUACUCCCUCCUCAUCGCCGCCACCGGUCGCACCUCCUCCUUCUCUCUGGCUUUCUCGACCGUCGCGCGGAGGCAAAAGCCAGCAGUCGAAGGCCCACCACCCGCCAACUUCAGGAUAACACCGCCACCGAGAUACAAUGAGCAGAAGGAGAGCGUGUGGGAUCAGGCGGGCAAAUACUUCCUCCUCACGGAAAUGGCGAGAGGAAUGUACGUGCUACUAGAGCAGUUCUUCCGACCACCAUACACAAUCUACUACCCCUUCGAAAAAGGCCCCAUCUCGCCCCGCUUCCGUGGCGAACACGCCCUAAGACGAUACCCAACGGGCGAAGAGCGCUGCAUCGCCUGCAAGCUCUGCGAAGCCAUCUGCCCCGCCCAAGCCAUCACAAUCGAAGCGGAAGAGCGCGAAGACGGAAGCAGGAGAACAACACGGUACGACAUCGAUAUGACCAAGUGCAUCUACUGCGGGUUCUGCCAGGAGUCGUGUCCCGUGGAUGCGAUUGUGGAGUCGCCGAAUGCUGAGUAUGCGAUGGAGACGAGGGAGGAGCUGUUAUACAAUAAGGAGAAGUUACUUUCGAAUGGUGAUAAGUGGGAGCCGGAGUUGGCGGCGGUGGCGAGGGCGGAUGCGCCGUAUAGAUGA
Messenger RNA from Fulvia fulva, 684 nucleotides. RefSeq names its product NADH-ubiquinone oxidoreductase. The transcript is spliced from 2 exons. Bases 1 to 684 code for a protein of 227 amino acids. The record is from RefSeq and is a predicted model, not a curated record. NCBI's taxonomy places the organism in Eukaryota, Fungi, Ascomycota, Dothideomycetes, Mycosphaerellales, Mycosphaerellaceae. Gene Ontology annotation, cellular component: membrane. Gene Ontology annotation, biological process: mitochondrial respiratory chain complex I assembly; mitochondrial electron transport, NADH to ubiquinone. Gene Ontology annotation, molecular function: 4 iron, 4 sulfur cluster binding; NADH dehydrogenase activity.